UUUCUAAACUGCUGUUCCAUAAAAGCGUACAACGCAUCAAAUCUGUUCACCAUUAUCCCAACAAAUGCAGGUGAAAUUGCUAUUCGCGUGUUUCGAGCCUGCAGUGAAAUGGGGAUUCGGACGGUUGCAGUUUACAGUAAACAAGACACAAUGCAAAUGCACCGUCAGAGAGCGGAUGAAUCCUACUUGAUUGGAGCAGAUCUGGCUCCAGUGGCGGCUUAUUUAAACAUUCCAGAAAUAUUGCAAGUUGCCAAAGAACAUAAUGUGGACGCAAUUCAUCCGGGCUAUGGGUUCUUGAGCGAACGAUCCGAUUUCGCCCAAGCUUGUGAGCAGGCUGGGAUCUUGUUUAUUGGUCCAUCUUCGGAAGUGGUACAACGAAUGGGUGACAAAGUAGAAGCUAGAAAAGCCGCUCUGAGUGCUAACGUUUCUGUGAGUUUUCUGAUUUCAUUUACUUUUGCAUGCUUUUUAGAUGCACACCUGUAUUGCCAUUCCUUUUAA
Messenger RNA from Echinostoma caproni, 498 nucleotides. The record is from the annotation of a GenBank genome assembly. NCBI's taxonomy places the organism in Eukaryota, Metazoa, Platyhelminthes, Trematoda, Plagiorchiida, Echinostomatidae.